AUGUCGUCGUCCAACUGUGCUGUUUCGAAGUCGGUUUCCAACCCAAAGUGCAACCCAACUCCCCAACCAAGUCCUUCCCCUUCCGUGACCGGCAUGGAAGAUGCCCUCAAAGACUUCACUUUGGCAGAUGAGAGCAUCGUCGCCAGAUAUCCUCCUUCUCUCGACACCGACAGCACCCUGUCCGCCCAUACCGUUGUCAAUCAAGACCUGAAGAGCCAGAUUGAUUUCAUGGCCUGGGUUCUGGGCAAUGAGUCUACCCAGAGGCAGGGCCUAACGCACCUUGCCCUCCAAGCUCACAAUCUCAACACCAAAGACUCUGGCUACCACCGUGAUCUCGAAGGCUGGUGCCGCGAUGGCGACAUGUUUGAUCGUUCUGAUCGCCAAACCGGACUGACAGACUCGAUGCUGGUUACCAAACGAUCCAAAAGCCAUGCCACGGAAUACACCAGCUCUUCGUAUGAUAUGCUCUCCGACUUUGACCCCGCUGCCGACACGGAUCACGACGUCAACGGAGCAGGCGCCGCCUUUCACGAUAUUCCCGGCCCACAGCUGGAGGACGACCAAAUCUUGUCGAGUAUGUGA
This is a messenger RNA of Pestalotiopsis fici W106-1, 582 nucleotides long. RefSeq lists its product as uncharacterized. The record is from RefSeq and is a predicted model, not a curated record. The coding region runs from base 1 to 582 and encodes 193 amino acids. The transcript has a single exon. Lineage: Eukaryota; Fungi; Ascomycota; Sordariomycetes; Amphisphaeriales; Sporocadaceae.